This is a messenger RNA of Raphanus sativus (radish), 1816 nucleotides long. RefSeq lists its product as uncharacterized. The record is from RefSeq and is a predicted model, not a curated record. Bases 206 to 1636 code for a protein of 476 amino acids. The transcript is spliced from 13 exons. NCBI's taxonomy places the organism in Eukaryota, Viridiplantae, Streptophyta, Magnoliopsida, Brassicales, Brassicaceae.
CUUUGUUACGAGUCGGAAAAUUAAAAAAAAAAAACUGUCUUUUUCCUCCAAAGCAAGAACGAUCCUUUUCCUCUCUUCUCUUCUCUUCUUGAAAUUUUCCGCGGAAAAAAAUCUCAAAACUUUAUCACAAUCAGAUCUUUCAAAUCGAGCUGAGUUUAAUUGAGAGAGGCUUUAGGGUUUCUUUGUUUUUUUAAAUAGAUUAAAAAUGUUGGUGCAGAGGAGAGUAAUGAGCUGGAGAAGAGUUUGGAAGUCGUUUCAAGCGGUUCUUGCUCAUGCUCUUCUCUUCUCCUUCACCCUUCUUCUCGCUCUCAAGCUUGAUCAUCUCCUUUCUCACUCUUGGUGGUUUGUAUUUACACCGUUGUGGCUGUUUCAUGCUGUGAUAGCUCGUGGUAGAUUCUCGUUACCUGCUCCUUCUAUGCCUCAUGAUCGGCAUUGGGCUCCUUUUCAUUCAGUAAUGGCGACUCCACUCCUUGUUGCGUUUGAGAUUCUCCUCUGUGUUCAUCUUGAAGAUCAAUAUGUUGUUGAUUUGAAGAUUGUCUUCUUACCUUUGCUUGCAUUCGAGGUAGCGAUUUUGGUAGAUAAUGUCAGGUAUUUCAUCGAUAUUAUAAGAAUGUGUAGGACACUCAUGCCUGGAGAUGAAGAAACUAUGAGUGAUGAAGCCAUCUGGGAAACACUCCCUCACUUUUGGGUUUCCAUAUCUAUGGUUUUCUUCAUCGCCGCCACAACCUUCACUCUCCUUAAACUAUGUGGUGAUGUAGCUGCGUUGGGAUGGUGGGACUUAUUUAUAAACUUCGGAAUAGCAGAGUGCUUUGCGUUUCUCGUUUGCACAAAAUGGAGCAACCAGUCAAUCCACAGGUACACACACGUACCGGAACCUAGCUCAUCUUCGAUGGCUGUAAGAUAUCUUGACUGGAACAGAGGUUUAGUCGUGACCGCCGACGAAGAGAAUCAGCAGAGUAAUAGAAUCUGCGGUCUCCAAGACAUCGGUGGACAUGUAAUGAAGAUCCCUUUCGUUACUUUCCAGAUCAUCCUUUUCAUGCGCUUAGAGGGAACGCCUCCUUCUGCCAAGAACAUUCCUGUUUUAGUUCUGUUUGUGCCUUUGUUUCUGCUGCAAGGAGCUGGGGUGGUGUUUGCUACGUAUAGGCUGGUGGAGAAGUCUGUCUUGUUGGUGACUAGUGGUGGUGGUGGUUCUUAUGGAAGAUACUUUACUGCCACGUCAUCGGCUCGUGAGUUCUUGGGGUUCUUUCAACAUGGUGCAAGAUUGCUUGGGUGGUGGUCUAUCGAUGAAGGAAGCCGAGAGGAACAAGCUAGGCUCUACUCUGGAGAAGCUACUGGAUACAACACAUUCUCACCAGAGGUUGUGAAGAAGAUGCCAAAGUCUGAUCUAGUUGAAGAGAUAUGGAGACUACAAGCUGCGUUGAGUGAGCAAACAGAUAUCACUACUUAUAGCCAGCAAGAGUACGAGAAGCUUCAAAACGAGAAGAUUCUUUGCAGAGUUUGUUUUGAAGAUCCCAUCAACGUUGUUCUACUCCCUUGUAGACAUCACGUCCUCUGCAGCACGUGCUGUGAGAAAUGCAAGAAGUGUCCGAUAUGCCGUGUCCUGAUUGAGGAACGCAUGCCUGUAUACGAUGUGUAGAUUUUUUAGACGACCAUAAAUGAAGAUAUGUACACAUUCUUCUUCUUUAUUCCGGUUCGUUGCUCGUUUGUUUUUUCUGUUUUUAGUGAUGAAGCAAGCAUUUAUAAAUAAUAUAUAUAUGUAACACCUUGGAAUUUGAUUGUUUUUUCUACCUAAUGUAGAUAAAAAUAUUGUAAACCA